UUCAUGUUUUUUAUGUUGCAGAUUUCGUAUAAGUGUUAAAUAUUCAAUUUUGAUUUAAAUCGUCAUGAGUCUGACAUCCAUCAUUAUAUUGUUCGCAUGCUGCAUUGCUGUUUCUGAACAACGUGGCCUAAUGAGAGGCGAGUGCAUGGUCCAACCAAACCGUCGUAUCGAGUGCGGGCAUUCAGGGAUCACUAAAUUCCGAUGUCUCGCCCAACACUGUUGCUAUGACAACUCGAUCUUGGGCGCCAUCUCGUGUUUUGAAAGCAAAGCUACAGUUACUCCAUUAGGCCAAGCCCCAGCCGUUGUAACAUUAGAGAUUCUCAACAACCAAGCUAACGACGAACUGUAUUCCCCACAACCCCAUUCAAACAAUCCAGAUAAAUCAACUGUUCGAACAUGUUCUGCCGCCCCAAUAGAUAGAGUUGAAUGCGGUUGGUCAAGCAUUUCUCGUCAGUCGUGUGAAGCCAGAGGUUGCUGCUUUGACAGAUCAGUACGGGGCGUCCCUUGGUGCUUUCAAGCAGAUUCUUUACUGAUCAGUCGAAAAAUGAAAUCAGUUCUUGAAUGCACAUGGGAAUGUUCACGUAAAUCGUGGCGUAAAAUAGCUUCAGGUUAUACCAAGUGUGGGACGAACGUAGUUUGCUGGAUGACGUUGGUCGGCCAAACACCGGGUUCUUGCGUGUCUGCAUGUAAAACUACAUACGAAAUCGAUGUUUUCAAAUCCAACGUGUCUGUUUGCCUCGGGCUUGGUACAGAAACAGCUCGAUCAGCUUCCACAGAAUGCGACACGGACCUUCCGUGUUGGAUAGAUAGGUUCGGAAACCGGGCUCUACAUUGUUUCAGACUUUACCAAAUGACUGGUCAAAGCUUUGUCGUAGAAAUUCCAUCAACUGAAGAACCAUUGCUGCCACAAGAGGAGCUAGUACUUCCACUGACGUCAUCACGACCCACACCAAUCAUACAAAGAGAAGAAAUAACGAGAGAAGAGCCAGAGAUCGAACCGGAGGAACCGGAAGAAGGGAACUCUCCUCCCCCGCCAGAGGAAGAACACAGGAGGACAAAUCUUAACGUUGAGAUCAGCUCCGGGGGACAAACGGAGAACAGGAGCGUUGGGAAUGAUGUUCCUCCUUCGGAAGAACAAGAGGAGAGAAUCCCGGAGGAGAGGAUCGAAGAGGAAAAUUCGCGAUGAGGAGGAUAAAAUAUUGAUUAAGUUUGAAUCAUCGGGAUUAGAAUGAAGGGUUGGAGCCCGUAUAUACUUAGCCACUGUUAAUUGUUUCAUAGAUUCGCAACAUAAAACAAUCCGCUUGGUACAUUUGUUGUAUUUAAAUAAACGAUAAAAUAUUGUCGAA
Ciona intestinalis (vase tunicate) is the source of this 1346-nucleotide messenger RNA. The record is from RefSeq and is a predicted model, not a curated record. Lineage: Eukaryota; Metazoa; Chordata; Ascidiacea; Phlebobranchia; Cionidae.